Vitis vinifera (wine grape) is the source of this 1165-nucleotide messenger RNA. Its product is annotated as protein TRACHEARY ELEMENT DIFFERENTIATION-RELATED 7A. The record is from RefSeq and is a predicted model, not a curated record. Gene Ontology annotation, biological process: plant-type secondary cell wall biogenesis. Bases 60 to 1049 code for a protein of 329 amino acids. The transcript has a single exon. NCBI's taxonomy places the organism in Eukaryota, Viridiplantae, Streptophyta, Magnoliopsida, Vitales, Vitaceae.
CCACAACCAUAACCAUUCUAACCAUCUUCUUCAAAGUUUCCACUAUCCAUAUCACCCCAAUGACUUCUUCCCAGAUCAAUUACUACAACUUCCCACCUUUUUCUCCUCCUCCACCACCUCCUCAUAGACGUCCACCACCUCCACCUCCUCAUAUAAACCCACCACCACCGCCUCCUCAUACACGCCCACCACCACCACCUCAUACACGCCCACCACCUCCACCUCAUGUACUUCCACCACCACCUUCACCAUCACCAGACAGCCAUCCCACAGUCAUAAUCAUUGUGUUCGUCUCAUUGGGUGGUCUAUUCUUCCUUGCAUUCCUCUCAGUUGCUCUCUGUUGCUUCCUCAAAAAGAGGAAGAAGAAGAUGGUUCAGGAGACAGAUAUCAUAAAGGUCGACGAGCAUUUGACAGUGAAAGAGGCCAUUGUCCCAGGCCCACAUGGAGAGCAGGCUGUGGUGCUGUUUGUGGAUGAUGAUGUGCAUAUCCAAGAAGAGAUCAGAAAGAACGAGAAGUUUGGCCAAGGUCAUUUGCAUGGUAAGUCUGCCCAAGGCAUCACUAGCGCAAUUGGAAAGAAAAAGAAUAUGGUUCAAGAAACAGAAAUGGUAAAUGUCGAUGAACAUUUGAAGGUGAAGGAGGCGAUGCUGGCAGGACCACAUGGAGCACAAGCUCUGGCACUAUGCAUGGAAGAUGAUAAGCAUAUCCAUGAAGAGAUUCAAAAAAAUGAGAAGCUUGGUGAAGGUUUGCAUGGUAAGGCUGCCAAAGGCAUUACUGGUGCAAUUGGGAAGGGAAAGAAGAUGGUUCAAGAAACAGAAAUAAUAGAUGUGGAUGAACAUUCGAAGGUGAAGGAGGGAGUUAUAGCAGGCCCACAUGGAGAACAAGUUGUGUUACUAACCGAAGAGGAUGAUGUGCAUAUUCAAGAAGAGAUUAGAAAGAAUGAGAAGAUUGGUGAAGGUUUGCAUGGCAAGUCUGCACAAGGCAUUACCGGUGCAAUUGAAAAGGGGGGAUACUCAUCCAUUUCCAAUCAUCGUCUUGGACACAAGGCUUGAGAAUCUUAUGCUGAAUUUCAGUGAAAUAUACAAACUGGACUCUGAAUAAUAUGAUUUAUAUAUGAACUCUUUUCUCCUUUUGUUGGAAUACAAUUAUAGACAAUGAUCACUCACAA